AUCAGCGGAGAUUUCCCCAGUCCGAUGACCACCAACUGGAUCCACCAUCAUCGGACCCUGGGGAAUUCAACAUAACAUCGUCUUGCGCUGUGGGAUUGCUAGUAUUUGGGUAUUUGGGCCGAAUGGGCGAACCCCCUGGUUGUUGAGCUAGGAACGUGCGAAGGAACAUACAGAGAGCCUGGGACUCCGAAGCACCACUCGAGCUUGGAAGCGCAUUCUGUCCAUGUGAAAUCAUGCCCGCUGAAGGUGUCACUGUCGGCGCCACCUCCGACCAGACUGCUUCGUCGACACCCGCCUUAUCGACUACGCCGCAGCCUAAUGUCACGGGCGCAACCUCCUCGAACGAUGCUGGCAACGAGAAGGAGGGUAUAAACGUGCAGGAAGGGACAGGGUCGAAGUCAACAUCGGAUACAAAAGCGGAGGAAUCAAAAGAUGCUCCGGAAGAGCUGGAUGACUUUGGUCUUCCGAUUCGACCGCGAUCAAGGCCCGACCUCUCUGAAACCGAUGAACCCGAAGAUAAAGCUGCCAGUUCGACAGAAACACAAGACGUGAAGGAGAAGGUUGUGGAAGUGAACCAGGAAGCUUCCAAGAGCAAAUCAGAGCAAGAGACCGAGACUGUUGAGAAAGAGUCAGACAAGGAAUCGGCACAGGAUGACAAAAAGGCCGAUUCCAAAGAGCACGAUGCUGCGUCCAAUGAGGAGCCUCACGAUGAAACUUUCGCACCUCCACCUCCCUACCGCAAGUCAAUCUCGAAAUCAAAAGACACGCAACCCUCGGAAUGGUCGCACCAACGUAUGACACAACCGCAAAAUGAUGUCGAAGAAAGCGAAGAAGAGGAAGACGAGUGGAAGGCAAUGCCUGCUCUUGGAGAGAUGGACUACUAUGAUGAUUACGGAAGGCUCAUCGCUCGCGGCGAUAAAGAAGAAGAUGACGAAGCCGUGUAUAGUGGAUUGGGUGGUGCUGGGAAAGGAUACACUCGAGUUCAGCUUGACGAAGAUGCUCAAUCUGCCACCAGCAUGGAUGAGGAUACAAGCUAUCUUUUCCGCGAGGCGGCUGGAAACUCCGCGGGCUUUGUCGGCGAAGAGCUCAGGGACACUGUCAGCCAGCUCCAGGCUACGAAGGACCUUCUAAACGAGACACAAAAGAUCGCUUACGUGGGUGUGGUCCGCCUUACAAUCCAUGAGAUGAACCUGGAGCUUGGCAAGUUACCCACGACCAAGGCAUCCCGCAAGGUGAUCCUAAAAGCCCAAGAUGCCCAGAGGAAGUGGGGCCAAACGAUGAUGGGGCGGUUAUAUAUGCACAUGGAUAUCAGCCCUGCCGAGCAAAUCAUGAUCGAGCAGCUUGCUGAACAUGGGGUGCAACCGGGAGAUCUGGUUCGUCCGCUUAUGCAGAAUGCACGUGUAAAAAACCCCAUGGCUGAGGACGACCCGAAAACGUCAAUAUCUUCCAUCUCAUCUCCGACCCUGGGUAAUGGCCCCCGAUCCCGGGUGUCUACAGAGACUGAGACCUCUGACCUUGGCUCUCCGCCGCCCUACGAAGCUCAUGCGAAUGAUGAAGACGUUCCAGAAGUCCACACUCCCUCUCAACUGCCGACAUCUGCGAAGAUCGACAUCGACCUUCGAUGGACGGUUCUCUGCGAUCUUUUCCUCUUGUUGAUUGCCGACUCGGCCUAUGAUUCCCGAUCUCGGACGUUGCUCGAAAGAGUUGGAGCGAGUAUGGAUGUGACCUGGUUGCAAAUCUCUCGAUUCGAGAAGCGUGUCACGGACGCUCUGGAAAUGCAAGAAGAAGCCGAGAAAGAGACCUGGGAUGAAUCGGAUCACAUGGAAAAGCGUCGAAAGGCCAAUCUAAAGCAGAAGUAUAUGAUUAUGGGCCUUGCAACAGUCGGUGGCGGUCUCGUCAUUGGUCUCUCGGCGGGGCUUUUAGCUCCUGUUAUCGGAGCUGGUCUUGCUGCUGGUCUCACUACCGUUGGCCUUUCCGGUACAAGUGCAUUCUUGGGUGGAGUUGGCGGUACUGCGCUGAUUGCCUCGAGCGCUACUCUCGGUGGAAGCGCUAUCGGUAUGAAGGCUUCCCAUCGGCGGAUGGGUGCGGUCCAAACAUUCGAAUAUCGACCCCUUCACAACAAUAAAAAGUUGAAUUUGAUCGUGACUGUCUCUGGCUGGAUGACCGGUAAAGUCGAUGACGUCCGAUUGCCUUACAGUACCGUGGACCCUAUCAUGGGUGAUAUAUACUCGGUUCUCUGGGAGCCCGAGAUGUUGCGCAGCAUGGGUGACACGAUCAAUAUUCUUGCGACAGAGGCGCUUACGCAAGGCUUACAGCAAGUCCUGGGUAGCACUAUAUUGAUGGCUCUUAUGGCCUCGCUGCAACUCCCACUCGUUCUCACCAAGCUUGCCUAUCUUAUUGACAAUCCUUGGAAUGUGUCGCUGGCUCGUGCCAACGCAGCAGGUUUGGUCCUGGCCGACUCCUUGCAGGAUCGCAAUCUUGGCAAUCGCCCCGUUACGUUGAUGGGUUUCUCUCUGGGUGCACGUGUCAUCUUUUCCUGCCUCAAGGAGCUAGCUGCCAAGGGUGCUCAUGGGCUCAUUCAGAAUGUCUACCUUUUCGGCUCCCCAGUCGUAGCCAGCAAGGAUGAAUACCUCAAGGCCCGCAGCGUAGUCUCUGGCCGGUUUGUCAACGGAUACUCCAAAAAUGACUGGAUUUUGGGAUACCUCUUCCGAGCAACGAGUGGUGGUAUCAUGCGUGUGUCUGGACUGGCACCCAUUGAAGGAAUUCCAGGUCUGGAGAAUGUCGACCUGACUGAAACGGUCAACGGUCACAUGGACUACCGUGCCGCGAUGCCUCGUAUCCUCAGGCAGGUUGGAUGGGAGGUUCUCGAAGACGAAUUCGCAGAAAUCGAGGACCCCGAUCCAGACAACCAUGCUGAACGACAACGGGAGCUUAUUCGCGAGAUUGACGAGGCUCGUCGGAAUGCCGAGUUGAAGCCGGAAAAGAAGCGCUUUGGCCUGUUCAAGCGUGGCAAGAUGGCAGAGAAGAAAACAUGGGAGACGUAUGAUGUUGAUCGCAACUCUUCACCUCACAACCCUGCCGAGCCAAACAGUGCCCCAGGUUCCAUUCUCUUCGACAUUGAAGCCAUUCGUGCUGAAUUGGCCUCUGAAGCGAUCGAAGUCAAGCAACUGGAAUCUACACUUCCCCCAAUGAAGCUAGAUCUAAACCGUCCUCCCGAGCAAGCGUGCACUCAACCAGUGACGCCGAUUGAGAGAAGUCAAACGCCAAAGGCGCCCGAGGUGCCAGCUCUGCCUCGCACAGCGUCAGAGCCGCAGCUCCCGACGGAAAAUCACCCUACUCGCGCCACGACUAAUCCUGUGCCUUCACACAAGGAAGUGCCAAUUGAAAUGACCUUUGAUACGCCUUCGCGACCCGAAUUGCAGUCUUCAUCUAUCAUGCCGUUAGGCAUUGGCGCUACUGCACUCGGAGCCAUGGCCAUGGAACACAAUGCCUGGGCCGAUGGACAUGAUGAUGGCGAGAUCCAGAUGACUUUUGAAUAAUGACGGGGAUACUCGGUUCUUUUUAUAUCAGCUCUUCCCCUUUUGCUUGAAGACUUCCGUAGCCUUUACUGGGAUUCUAGAAGGAGCAUCGCUCUGCAUCGGCGUUUGGGAGAUUCAAUGUGUAUAUGUCUGUAAGGCUGUCAUGUAUAGUGACAAUGAGCGAAAAUAAAUAGGCAGCUUUGAUUCGAUGUCUG
Molecule: messenger RNA, 3733 nt
Organism: Penicillium subrubescens
Lineage: Eukaryota; Fungi; Ascomycota; Eurotiomycetes; Eurotiales; Aspergillaceae
Product: TMCO4 family protein
Exons: 2
Coding region: 234-3539 (1101 amino acids)
Source: RefSeq, a predicted model, not a curated record